AUGCUCCUUCACGGCCCCGGGAAACUCCAACGCCAGCGUUCAGUAGCAGCUGUGGGCGCCGGCGAAGCAAGUGAGCUGCUCUUCAUCGCUGACUCGUCGUCAAGGAGACGUUUAAUGGUGGACUCCGGUUCGCAAGUCAGCCUGUUACCUGCCACGGACGCGGACAGGGCGACAGGUGGCUGCGGGCCGCUGCUGAAUGCCGCCAACGGCUCGUCGAUCGACACUUUCGGCUCCAGGUUGGUGACUGUGUGCUUUCAUGGACGCAAAUUCCAGUGGUACUUUAUCAUCGCCGCCAUCACGCGUUUGCUGGCGGAUUUUCCGUCAUUAAUCACUCCCGCUUUUUCCACCGCGGACACUAAGCACGGUGUCGAACGUUUCAUUCCCACGGUGGGCCCGCCAGUUUUUGCGCGCGCGCGCCGUCUUGGUGCGGCUAAAUCGACCAUUGCUAAAGAGGAGUUUGCUACUAUGGAGCGUUUAGGCAUCGUUAGGCGUUCUAAUAGCCCGUGGGCCUCGCCCUUGCACAUGGUGCCCAAGUCAGACGGUUCCUGGCGGCCUUGUGGGGAUUUUCGCCGCCUUAACAACAUCACAACGCACGAUCGCUACCCUAUUCCGUACAUCCAGGACUUUUCGGCGUGCCUGGCUGGCGCCGCCAUUUUCUCGAAGGUAGACUUAGUUCGUGGUUACCACCAGGUGCCGGUGCGUGCCGAGGACGUGCCCAAGACCGCACUCGGUUUAGAUUUUUCGGGAAUGGCCGCUGACCAGCCCGACGACCCCGACAUCCGCGCACUCAAAACUGACGGUACAGCGCUAGUGCUCGAGGAGGUGGUAGUUCAGGAUGGCGGUCCCGCCCUCCUCUGCGAUGUUUCCACUGGCCGCCCUCGGCCGGUUGUCCUGGUAGACUGGCGCCGCCGGGUUUUUGACGCAAUACACUCCCUGUCGCACCCUGGCGUUCGGGCUUCCGUCAAGUUGGUUGGCGCCCUCGAACCAUUUCCGAUUCCGGUCAGGCGGUUUGACCACGUGCAUGUAGACUUAGUUGGCCCCCUCCCUCCGUCGCAGGGUUAUACACAUUUGCUAACGAUGGUAGAUCGUACCACCAGAUGGCCGGAAGCAGUUCCUCUUUCCUCCACUGCCUCGGUAGACGUUGCUCGCGCGUUUCUGUCAGCCUGGGUUGCACGUUUUGGCACGCCGUCUGAUAUCACCUCGGACAGGGGAUCCCAGUUUGUGUCGGAGUUUUGGUCAGCGUUGGCCCAGUCCUUGGGUGUGCAGGUGCACCGUACUACAGCCUACCAUCCCCAAGCUAACGGCUUAUGUGAACGUUUUCACCGGUCGCUUAAGGGGGCUUUGCGUGUGGCGCUCGUUGAUAGCAAUUGGAUUGACCGUUUACCUUGGGUUAUGCUCGGGUUGCGCUCAGCCCCUAAAGAGGAUCUUGCAGCGGCCCCCGCUGAAUUGGUGUUCGGUCAGCCACUACGCGUUCCGGGGGAAUUUUUACCUGAGGGUUGUACCCCGCGACCGUUUCCCUUUUUGUCGAGGGGGUCCUUGGCUCCCGGCCCGAUUCACCACUGUUUCCCUAAGUCGUUUGUGCCAUCGGAGCUUAAAUCUGCCCGUUUUGUCUUCGUACGUCACGACGCCCAUCGUUCGCCCCUCCAACCGCCUUACGAUGGCCCAUUUAGGGUGCUGGAACGCGGUCCUAAAAACUUUGUGCUGGAUAUGGGCGGGCGCAGGGAAUGCGUUUCUCUGGACAGACUUAAACCGGCGCAUUGUGUUGCAGGUGAAGAGAUACUGCCGGGCCAAGUCCCCCGCCGAGGUCGCCCCCCAAAAUCUGUUCGGGUUGAAUGUCUUUCGCCUCUCCCGGACCCUGAUGUUUGUUCUGCUCCACAAGGCACACCCGCUUCGCGGGAUGGACAUUGUAGCCGUUACGGCAGGCGAGUGAGGCCCCCUGACAGGUUUUCUUUUUCCCCAUAACUUGCUGUCUGGGUGUUCGGGGGGGGAGGCUGUGUGGCGGGCACUAGGACCAUGCUCACACUCAGCAGAAUGGGUGUGGUUUUAUGUACCUUC
Molecule: messenger RNA, 2055 nt
Organism: Entelurus aequoreus (snake pipefish)
Lineage: Eukaryota; Metazoa; Chordata; Actinopteri; Syngnathiformes; Syngnathidae
Exons: 4
Coding region: 1-1962 (653 amino acids)
Biological process (GO): DNA integration
Molecular function (GO): nucleic acid binding
Source: RefSeq, a predicted model, not a curated record